AUGGAAACGUCGCCGUCUUACGGGGAAACAGAAUACGAUUUAAACAAUGGCGAAACGAUAAAAAAUUUUUUGGAAAAAUCAGAAUGCCAGGAAAAAAACGAAAGGCCGAUAUCGCCAUCGAGUGAUGCCAGCACGAGUGGUGUAUGUUCAUUGGCAUCUUCCGAUUUCGAAUCCUUAGAAGAAAAUUACAAUAAGGAUAAUUUAAAAUAUCAUCAUCAUCAACAAGAAGAAGAAGAAGAAGAAGAAGAUAAUUAUUUCAACGAUCCUGUGAUAAUUUACCAAAAACGAAAUCUUCUCAACGUUUUCGAUAACAUAUAUCCAUAUUCGGUUUUUCAAACGACGAACGUACCCCAAAUGAACCUGAGCAAUUAUUGGGAAAGGCGUUCGAUAUAUCAUCGACUGGGUCCCUAUGGGAAAAUAAACGAAUUUGAUUUACAAAAAUGUUUCCUAUUUGAAAUUUUCAUUAUAAAAUUGCAAAAUCCGACCCUGGAAUCCGAAAAUGGUCGAAAAGAGAAGAACUCAGAGCCAACAUAA
Molecule: messenger RNA, 534 nt
Organism: Pediculus humanus corporis (human body louse)
Lineage: Eukaryota; Metazoa; Arthropoda; Insecta; Psocodea; Pediculidae
Exons: 3
Coding region: 1-534 (177 amino acids)
Source: RefSeq, a predicted model, not a curated record